This is a messenger RNA of Danio rerio (zebrafish), 2613 nucleotides long. The record is from RefSeq and is a predicted model, not a curated record. Lineage: Eukaryota; Metazoa; Chordata; Actinopteri; Cypriniformes; Danionidae.
UUGUACAGGCAUAUCUAAUAAAGUGACCGGUGAGUGUAUAUACAGAAAUCUAUAUGAAAUUAUUUUGUCUGUAUGCAUUCAAAAAGUCUGCUAAAGUGUACUUAUUUUCACUUAGUAGUGAGAAAACCGCUGAGAAUUAUUGCCAAACAAUGUGCCAAAAUCAUUUGGCCAAAAUUUUUUUCAGCCAGCAGUUCUUUAUUCAUAACUAAAUUUUCUGGCCUGUUUAUCACUUUAAAUACCUGUGACUUCAUAAAUGUAUGUGUCUUUAUUCGUUUUCAGCAAUAUGGCACCACAGACUUGAUUAUGGCUUGAUUAUGAUUUUUAAUGAAGAUAUCUGGAUAAUCAAACUGCUGGUGUCAGAUUCAAUAGUAUUGUUUACAGCUUAAAAUGUUUUGAAUUAAUAUAAAAUGUUGUAAAACAGUGUGCAGUGACUGUAUUUGAUUUAUUUAGGCUCUACUAAUGAUUUUUGUUCUUUCAGGGAUCCAGUUUCGUCUCCCUACUGCCUGUAGUGCGGAUCGAACAGAAACCCCCACCCCAGCGACAGUAACAUAUACACCAGACUACAAGAAGACUCCUCCACCUGUCCCUCCUCGAUCCACCACUAAGCCGGUGAUUUCCGUUACAGCCCAGAGCAGCACAGAAUCAACGCAAGAUGCCUAUCAUGAGAGUCGGCUGCCGCGUGGCACAAUCUGGGCACAGGACAGCCUUGGUCGGGUCAUAUACAACUCCACCGACAGCCUGGACAGCGCUAAAGCUGUGACUCUUGCAAUGGAGUCCGCUUCUAAACGCCUCACAUCUGCAGGGAGCUACAGCUCAGUCCAGACCUGUGACAAGGCCAUCCUGGUGUCCAAAGCAGAGGAAUACCUCAAGACUCCACGAUCUUCCAUCGGGAUACAGGUGGAAGCUGCCACAGAUUCUGAGACAGAUAGUAAAGGUCUCCCGCAGUAUCAUUCUGUGGGCAUCCAGGUAGAGGACGAGAAGAGACUUGGACGCUUUAAACGGUCUAACAGUGUGACGACGGCAGUUCAGGCAGAUUUGGAAAUGGAGGGUUUUCCUUCAACCGAAGACAAGAGUUUGCAGUUUGGAGGUUUUCAGAGACAUUCUGAACCCAGUACACCUACACAGUACAAUGUGGUUCGGACUGUACGCACACAGGGUCUCUUUAGUUAUCGUGAGGACUACCGGCCCUCCAGCGGGCCGCCCAGCCCGCAGCCCGAACCCUGGCUGGUGGAACCUGCUCAUGAAGCAGCUGAGUCGGGCCGUGUGUCUCCGCUCCGCCGCGACGGCAGCUGGUUCAUGCAGCUUCUGCACAGUGAAACCAAACGAUUGGAGGGAUGGUGUAAAGACAUGGAGAGAGAAGCAGAGGAGCACGACCUGUCAGAGGAAAUUCUCGGGAAGAUCCGGAGUGCUGUGGGCAGUGCUCACCUCCUCAUGUCCCAAAAAUUCCAGCAGUUUUACUGGCUGUGUCAGCAAAAUCUGGACCCCAGUGCGAUGCCCCGGCCCACGGCUCAGGAUCUAGCUGGAUUCUGGGACCUCCUACAGCUCUCCAUUGAUGAUGUCACUGCCAAGUUUGAUGAGCUACAGCAAAUCAAGAGCAAUGAUUGGAGGUUAAUGGACAGCCCAGAGAAGAAGGAAAGAAAAUGGCCGCCUCCUGUUACAAAGAGACCUCCUAAAGGUCGCGGAGCCAUCAUGCGUGAGCGUUCGCUGGAUCUGCAGGACCGUCAGAGGCAGGAGGCUCGCCGCAGGCUCUUGGCUGCUAAACGGGCUGCCUCUUUCCGUCAGAGCUCCGUUACAGAGCGAGCCGACAGCAUAGAGAUCUACAUCCCUGAAGCCCAAACACGCUUAUGAAACACACACAUGCUACGCUUCACCAACAGGGUACAUCCAUUCUGCUCCAUCCUCUGGUCUGUUACGCGUUUUCUUCCUGUUCAUCAUCUACUCUGAGCUGAGAAGAGUGGUGAGUUUAUAUAUGCCUCAAACAGAGCUCAACGGGAAGAGGUGCAGCUCCGACACAUGCAGCUACUGCCACCUGGUUUGUGUUUCAGUUCAUUCAGAGGACAAAACUAAGGCUUUGUUCACACUGCACACAAAUCCGAUUAAAUUUUUACAAUCGAUUAAAUGACGCAAUGUUUCCAAGUGUAUGAAAAUCAGGAAAAUAUAAAUGACUGUGUACUUAAAGGGUCAGUUCAACCAGAAAUAUCAAUUCUAUUAUUAAUUACUCACCUUCAGACCUUCUUUCACAUUCGCAAAGCAAAUUACAAUGUUGUAGUUGAAAUUCAAAAGCUCUCUCAUUCUCCAAAAAAGAUUUUGUGCACCAAAAAAACUGUAAAAGUGACUUUGUUUGCUAAUGUUAUCCACCUCAAAGUCAGGAUGCACUUGUACUAUGGGCAUUACGAUGCUAAAAUGUUGUGCUGCUGACUCUAAUGAGAUUAAAUCUACGUUUUCAGCAAGAUGCCGCUGUACGCAUCAGUUAUUAACAUCUACACCUACUCCACACUCAAACCCAACCAUCACAGUUAUUAACUUCUACACCUACUACAAACCCUAACCCAACCAUCACAGUUAUUAACUUCUACACCUACCCCAAACCCUAACCCAACCAUCAAAGUUAUU